Messenger RNA from Paramecium sonneborni, 1900 nucleotides. Lineage: Eukaryota; Ciliophora; Oligohymenophorea; Peniculida; Parameciidae. The record is from the annotation of a GenBank genome assembly.
AAUCAUUAAAUGGAUCAAGUUGAUAUGAUAAAUGAUGAAGAAUAAUCACCACUCCAUAUAAAGCGAGAACUUGAUAUUGAUAUACCUUAUAGAGUGGCAUUUCCUACAUGUUUAAAAUAAUAACAAAAUGAUACUAAUAAAACAAUUGAACAUUUGGAAAUUGAUGAAGCAUUAAUAUAAGCAGAAACAACACCAAAAACCUAGAUUGAUAUUUCAUCACCUCGUUUACCAUUCUUAACACAUUCUCAAAUAAUGGGAAUGAAUCAAGAUGAAGAUGAACUUCCUAUUAAUAAAUCUUCCUUAAGAUAUCCUCUGUCAGCCAUUCCUGAAGAACUUACUCCCAGUAAUAUACCUGAUGUAUUAGAAUUCAUUCUAUUUAAGCAAUCUAAAGUAUCCAAUCAAGAUGUUAUUAUUGAUAACAUCAGUUUAGUAAAUAGUUAAUAGUUGAAAUUUAGUAAGAAAUCUUCAGAAACUAAUAAAGAUGUAUUAUCACAUAUUAACAUGGAUGUUAGUAAAUUUAAAGAAGAAGUAAUUAUAAUCUUAAAUAAUAAGCUUAAAGAAUAAAUUAUUUUAUUAGAAACUAAAAUUUAAGAAUUAGAAAAAGAAAACUUUAUACUUAAGAAGAAGUCUAAUCAAGAAAAAGUUAAAUAUAUUGAAUUACAAAUGGAAACUGAAUAUAAGAUUACAUCUUUAAAUGAAUAAUUUUAAGAUCAGGAGGCUCAUUAUCAAAAAUAAAUUACUAUCUAUAAAAAUGAUCUAAAUAAUGCAAAAUAAUAAAUUAAUCUCUACAAAUAAUAGAUCUUAUAGCAUGAUAAUUAUAUCCACUAAUCUACAUAAUCACAAAUUCAAUUAAUUUAUAAUCAUUCUAUUUAAUAAACUCAUCAUUAAUCCAAUAAAUAAUUAUCCUUAUCCUAAUCCUUCAAUGAUUAAUUAUGUAAACAAUAAAAAAAUUAAUUACUUACUUAAGUCUAAUAUGAUUUUGUGUGUUCUAAAUUAAUCAAAAUCAUUAGCAAAAUUGAUUAAAAAAUAGAUAGUCAUAAUAAAGAUUUAUUUGAUCUCAUCUAAAUAUUAGAAGAUAGAGUUCAAUAAUUUGUGAAUAUAGAAGAAGAAGAAAAAAUUGAUGAAAAUAGAACCUUGCUCUCUACAUUGAAAAUGGAAUUGGGAGAGAUUAAAUCAAUUAGAGGAUAAUUAUCAAGAAUAUUUUAAGAGCAUGAUUCAUUUAUUCAUAAAAGAAAUAAUGAUAAUCAAAAUGAUAUUAGAAUAAAUGAAUUGAAUCUUUAAAUUUUAGGAAUUAAGUAAGAAAAAUUGGAGUUAAUGGAAUUGAAUUAAAAAUAAUAAAAUCAAAUAAAUUAGCAAAGUUAAAUGAUUAUUUAAUUGUAAUAAAAGAUUAGUAAGAUAUAUCAUUUAAUUAUUAGAUAAUUCAAUAUAAACAGAUACUUAAAGAGUUUAAACUCAAUUUAUACGUUAAAUGUAAACAAUUUCUGAUGUUAAAAGUAUUAAGGAAUAAUUAAAAUAGAAAUAAGAGAGUAUAAAGUAUAUAUGUACAAUAAAUUUAGAAAAACAUUUAGAUCAUAGAACUCACCUUAGAGCAGAUCUGAAAAUGCUUCUCCUACUUUAAAGUUUCUAAAUUCACCAAAGUAAUUAAUUUAAAAAUAUCUAUAGAAAUUCAAAUCAUGCUUCUAAUUAUUAGAAAUUGUAAUAGAAUGAUAAAAAAUAAUAAUUUUAUAAUCGAACAUCUGAUUUUAGUGUUGAUAAUAAUUCAAUACAUCAAACAAAUACACAGAAUAUUAAUAAUAGUGUUCAUUAGAGUAGUGAAAUAAUAUAGAAAUUAAUUGAACAAUUUAGAGGGGAUACAAAUAAUAAAGUAUAAAAAAAAUCAGGUUAUAUAAAAAAGAAUUGA